AUGCUUGUAUCUCAACAAUCACAUCAAUGGUCAAAUCAAUUAGAUUCAUCGCUUACAAGUAAUCGUGAUCGUCAACAAAAAUCUGAUAAUCGAACAAAUAAUUCAGAAGGACGAACACUUUUAACGGGUCCUAUUCCAGCAACACCAGACUAUGAAUAUGAUAAUCGUGCUACCAGUGCACCAUGUGGUUCUCGUGGUAUUGCUCGAGUUCAUGGUUCUGAUGCAAAAGCAAUUCAUGCACGAGCAACAAAUGGUACUGGUGUUCCAUUUCUAUUUGAAGUUCAAGGAACUGGUCUUCUAUCAACACAAGGAAUGGCAGCAAAACCACCUAAAAAUCAUUUAAAUGAAAAUGUCAAACGAAUUCGACAUGUAAUGAGAGAAUCCCGACAAAGACAAAUAAUCAAAGAACAAAAUAAACCAAUACCUGUUAAAGCCCUUUGGCAUUCUAAACAUUAUGAUCAUAUACCAUCGAAAGUUAAACAAAGAUUAGAAGAAGUAAUAUAA
This is a messenger RNA of Rotaria sp. Silwood2, 504 nucleotides long. The record is from the annotation of a GenBank genome assembly. NCBI's taxonomy places the organism in Eukaryota, Metazoa, Rotifera, Eurotatoria, Philodinida, Philodinidae.